GAGCUGCCGGCCCUGCCCCGGAAGAUAUAGCGCGGCGCCAACGACCCGCCUUCCUCUUUUCGCUCCGCCUCGGCCGAGGAUACAAUGGGUCGUGUCAUCAGGGGUCAGAGGAAAGGUGCCGGCUCUGUGUUCAGAGCCCACGUGAAACACAGGAAGGGGGCGGCCAAGCUGAGAGCCGUGGACUUUGCCGAGAGGCAUGGCUACAUCAAGGGAAUCGUUAAGGACAUAAUCCACGACCCUGGCCGCGGGGCUCCUCUCGCAAAAGUGGCUUUCCGGGACCCGUACCGGUUUAAGAAGAGGACCGAAUUAUUCAUCGCCGCCGAGGGGAUACACACAGGCCAGUUCGUGUACUGUGGUAAAAAAGCUCAGCUCAACAUCGGCAAUGUCCUCCCUGUCGGCACCAUGCCAGAAGGGACCAUUGUGUGCUGCCUGGAAGAGAAGCCUGGCGACCGUGGCAAGCUGGCUCGUGCUUCUGGAAAUUAUGCCACAGUGAUUUCCCACAACCCUGAAACGAAGAAGACUAGAGUCAAGCUGCCCUCUGGAUCCAAGAAAGUUAUCUCCUCUGCAAACAGAGCUGUUGUUGGUGUUGUUGCUGGUGGAGGCCGUAUAGACAAGCCUAUCCUCAAGGCAGGCCGUGCUUAUCACAAAUACAAGGCAAAGAGGAACUGCUGGCCUCGUGUCCGUGGUGUGGCUAUGAACCCCGUAGAACAUCCCUUCGGUGGCGGUAACCACCAGCACAUCGGGAAACCUUCAACGAUCCGGAGAGAUGCUCCGGCUGGUCGCAAGGUUGGUCUCAUUGCUGCCCGCCGUACUGGACGGCUGCGGGGGACGAAGACGGUGCAGGAGAAAGAGAACUAAUGUCUUGAAUCAUGUUGUGAUUCUGACAAUAAAGACGUAUUCCUAUA
This is a messenger RNA of Ornithorhynchus anatinus (platypus), 905 nucleotides long. RefSeq names its product ribosomal protein L8 (gene RPL8). Gene Ontology annotation, cellular component: ribosome; cytosolic large ribosomal subunit. Bases 85 to 858 code for a protein of 257 amino acids. Gene Ontology annotation, molecular function: RNA binding; structural constituent of ribosome. The transcript is spliced from 6 exons. NCBI's taxonomy places the organism in Eukaryota, Metazoa, Chordata, Mammalia, Monotremata, Ornithorhynchidae. The record is from RefSeq and is a predicted model, not a curated record. Gene Ontology annotation, biological process: cytoplasmic translation.